AUCGUAAAAAUAGGAAAGCAUUUUGAUAUUGGAUCUGAUCAGCCUCGGGCCCUUGGCAGUUUUGGGCUGUUCACCCCAGCCCAGAACUGCAACAGGCCCAUUUUAUCGUCGUCUCCAAAAAUCUCAUCUCGUUUCAGACGAAAGUAACCGAAACCAACCUGCAGUUUCCCCACAGACGACAAUGGCGAUAGCGGCAGCAGUUGCUGCUGCCUCCGCUGCACUCUCGUCUUUGCACCUCUCUCGAAGACCGCGCUUCCGCACAAUCCCUCGCGUCACCUCCGAAUUCAACAUCUCCUUCGCGCCCUCUGCCAACCCCAAAAAUCCCAAACCCCUCAAGAGCCCUAGCCCCGACCUGGACGUUCAUCAAUACGGCCAACCUGACCCCCUCUUCAUCCCAUGGAUAGUCCGCGACGAGAACGGCAACCUCACUCUACAGACAACCCCGCCAGCGCGUUUCCUCCACGCAAUGGCCGAAUCCAAGACUCAGUUGGCGAAGAAGAAGACGACGACAAAGAUGAAGAAGAAGAAGGAGAAUUCGGGUAGUAAUUAUAAGGUAGCAGCCUCGGCGGAGCCAAAGUAUUCGAAGGCAGCGCGGAGGUUUUACAACCAGAACUUCCGGGAUCCGCCGCAGCGGCUCAGUAAAGUUCUUGCUGCUGCCGGAGUGGCAUCAAGACGGAACUGUGAAGAGCUUAUUUUUGGAGGCCAUGUUACUGUUAAUGGUUCUGUCUGCAGUACUCCUCAGACUAGAGUUGAUCCUGCUAGGGAUAUAAUUUAUGUUAAAGGAAACCGCAUUUCUAAGAAACUUCCGCCGAAGGUUUAUCUUGCUCUUUACAAACCAAAGGGGUACAUUUGCUCAAGUGGGGAGAAAGAGGACAAGUCUGUGAUGUGUCUAUUUGAUGAUUAUAUGAAGGGUUGGGAUAAAAGAAAUCCAGGACUACCAAAACCGCGACUGUUUACUGUUGGUCGUCUUGAUGUUGCUACGACUGGAUUGAUUAUUGUGACUAAUGAUGGAGAGUUUGCUCAAAAACUUUCACAUCCCUCAUCUAAGUUAUCGAAGGAAUAUAUUGCAGCUGUUGUUGGUGUAGUCAAUAAGCGUCACUUAAUAGACAUCAGUGAGGGAACUUUUGUCGAUGGUGUCCGUUGCGUCCCAGAUUCUGUGGAGCUAUUGCCGCGACAGCCUGAUAUAUUGAGACAUAGGCUUCGUAUUGUGGUUCAUGAAGGCAGAAAUCAUGAAGUUCGAGAACUUGUAAAAAAUGCUGGACUUCAGAUUCAUUCACUAAAGCGUGUUCGCAUAGGCGGUUUCAGGCUUCCUUCAGAUCUUGGGCUUGGGAAACAUGUUGAACUAAAGCAGAGUGAUCUCAGGGCUCUGGGUUGGAAGAUGUAGAAAAAAAGUUGCUUCAUGUUUUCUUUCUUCCCUUCCACCCAAAAAAAAAAAGGCAUUGUGAUUUGGCUGUUCAGCAAACAGGACAAUGGAAUGGAAGGCACCAGGAGAACAAUAUACUCUGUUUCGAAUCAAGAAUGGACAUUCAGAAAUGUUCUCGAGAGUCUCGUGGAUUUCCCUGUUUACAACAGAGGUUAAAAUGAAUAUUAUCUUAAUUAAUUAAUGGCAAAUUGUGUAGAGGUUCUGUUGUGUAAGUUUAGGAAAAUUCUCUUAGAUCUGGUCGGAUCAUGCAGGAACUUGAAAAAUUUAUGGGUUGGAGAUUAUGUUUUCGUGGAUAUUACAAUUGUAAAUAAAAACAUGCAGCUGUUGUUAUUCUUGUCAAGUACUAAAUGCUCAAAUGAUUAGAAUCAGAUACUGAAAUUUCGUUGCCAA
Messenger RNA from Malania oleifera, 1813 nucleotides. RefSeq names its product putative ribosomal large subunit pseudouridine synthase SVR1, chloroplastic. The record is from RefSeq and is a predicted model, not a curated record. Gene Ontology annotation, molecular function: pseudouridine synthase activity; RNA binding. Gene Ontology annotation, cellular component: chloroplast. Lineage: Eukaryota; Viridiplantae; Streptophyta; Magnoliopsida; Santalales; Ximeniaceae. The transcript has 11 exons. Bases 182 to 1384 code for a protein of 400 amino acids. Gene Ontology annotation, biological process: maturation of SSU-rRNA from tetracistronic rRNA transcript (SSU-rRNA, LSU-rRNA, 4.5S-rRNA, 5S-rRNA); pseudouridine synthesis; plastid translation.